UUUUCAGCUGGUCUGUCCGUCGACAAGUCACCUGUUGUAGGAUGCACUGACUUAUUGGUGGAUGCUGCCUGUUUAUCGUGUCCUUGUCCUGUAGCAAGGGCAGCAUCCCGACCUGCCCUGUUUUAAGGGCAACCUUGCUCUCAACCCAUUCGUUCAUCCUGCUGGUGAACUACACGUUUAGGAGCGCGGUUGGAUAAAAGUUAGAAAACUACCUAGGAUACAGCUAGGAUAUUUAAAAAAAAAAUAGGAACAAUGUUUGCCCAACUUUUUGAAGUGUCAAUGGCCACUGCCUCCAAAGCAAUGGCUUCUUACGUGAGCAGAAGUUUUGCCCUGAAGCUGCCGAGCAAAGUGUGCGGCUCGAUGGCUCCGAACGCAAGAUUUUUCUCCCAAAAUUCGCCACAACUGCCACGGCUGCCGGUGCCGCCGCUCAAAACCACCCUUGAGCGCUAUUUGAGAUCAGUAAAGCCGUUUGUCGAUGAGAAAGAAUUUAAAGUCACACAAGCCUUGGCUGAAAAAUUUAGUGGUGGAGUUGGCGAAAAACUGCAGAAAUUAUUAGAGGACAGGGCAAAGAAAACAGAAAAUUGGCUGGCAGAUUGGUGGUUAAAUUCUGCGUAUCUGGAGUUUCGAGCGCCUGUAGUGGUAUUUUCCAAUCCUGGUUUAGUUUUUCCAAGGCGCCAAAUUUCAUCCAGAGAUGAGCAAGUGGCCCACGCAUCACAGGUUAUUUCUGCUGCUUUGGACUUCAAAGUCAGACUUGAUACGAAUCAAAUUGCGCAAGAAAAAAUGGGACCUCAUUUGCUGGACAUGUCGCAGUACUUUAAGGUUUUGGGAACCUGUCGAAUUCCAGCCUUGAAACGGGACAAGUUGCGCCUGCCCGACCAAAAUGCGCCUUCGACUCACAUUGUCGUCAUGCACAACAAUCACUUUUUCAAAGUAAAUGUCUAUGGAGACCACGGCGGGCCCAUCAGCCAGGGUCAGAUUUUAGCCCAGUUGAAGGAUUGUGUUUCCAACUCGAAAGAAACGGCCCCUCCUGUUGGCAUCCUCACCUCUGAACACAGAGACAAUUGGGCAAAGGCGCACGAAAUUCUCAGCCAAAGUGCCAAGAAUAAGGCUGUUUUUGACGCCAUUGAAACGUGUCUGUUCCUGGUCUGCAUCGAUGGCCCUCCAUCACCGGCAGAAAGGGCAGCACCCAACAAAUUUACCUCGGCAGCUCUCAAAAUGACUCACGGUGGUGGUUCUCUGGGUAACUCUGGAAAUCGAUGGUUUGACAAAACCAUCCAAUUUGUUUUUGGUCCUGACGGAGAGGUUGGCUUGACCUACGAGCAUAGUCCUGCUGAGGGUCAACCAAUUGCUGUCAUGAUGGACCAUAUUGUCAACUACUGUGCGCAGCAACCAAGACCACAACAGCCAGCAAUAAAAUUUGCAAAACCUUUGAAAUUGCAAUUUGAGGUCAAAAGUGAAGUGUCUGGAUUGAUUGAACAAGCAAAAACCAACCUGGAUAAACUUGUAGAUGACUUGGAAAUGUACAGUUUUGCCUACACUGGAUAUGGAAAGGAAUACAUCAAAUCCCAAAAGCUCAGCCCAGACAGCUACGUCCAAAUGGCAAUCCAGUAUGCUUUUUACAGGCUGCACAAUGUUCCUGGUGCCCAUUAUGAGUCGGCCGCCACUCGCAGGUUCAUCCACGGACGGACUGAAACAAUCCGCUCCUGUUCCUCCGAGUCGAUCAAAUUUGCUCAGACUAUGUUGGACGGAGGCGCCAGUGCCAACGAAAAGGCCUCGACUUUGAGAAGCGCCAUCAAAGCCCACAAGGAUUACGCUACUUUGGCUUUGGCUGGAGAAGGUGUAGAUAGGCACUUCCUCGGGCUUAGACUGAUUGCCACUGAGAAUCAAAUUGAGCUUCCAGAGUUCUUCAAAGACGCCGCCUUUACCCGGAGCUCCUACAUGCGCCUCUCCACCAGUCAGGUGGCAGGGCGCAGCGAGUCUUUCAUGUGCUACGGUCCUUUAGUACCCGAUGGUUAUGCUUGUUGUUACAACCCGAGGGCCAACGACAUCAUCUUCGGAACUUCCGCCCACAAUUCAUGCUCCGAAACCAGCGCUCGCAAUUUUGCCAGCGCUUUGGAAGAAUCCUUCACCGAUAUGCAAAGAAUCUUGAACCUGUCGCCUCUGGCCAAACUGUGAUUAACUAAGAACGCCUUUUUAUAAAAUUCACAUGAAAAAUAAACAAGACCACCUUUAUAAUUACCACCCAAGACUGCAAAAAAAAUAAUUUACAUGAAGACAAUAAAAUAUAUUCAAAAAGUGUAACAUUAUCAAAAUUAAUGAACUUCGUUUGAAAAAUAAAAAUAUGUUGCUUUAUGAAA
Neocloeon triangulifer is the source of this 2357-nucleotide messenger RNA. RefSeq names its product carnitine O-acetyltransferase-like. The coding region runs from base 253 to 2175 and encodes 640 amino acids. The transcript has 14 exons. The record is from RefSeq and is a predicted model, not a curated record. Gene Ontology annotation, biological process: carnitine metabolic process, CoA-linked. NCBI's taxonomy places the organism in Eukaryota, Metazoa, Arthropoda, Insecta, Ephemeroptera, Baetidae. Gene Ontology annotation, cellular component: peroxisome. Gene Ontology annotation, molecular function: carnitine O-acetyltransferase activity.